AUGGAUCUUGACCUCGACGAACUAGACAAACAAAAGGCUCAGAAAGCACGUGCCUUCAAGCCGGCAGUGAAACCCGUUCCACGAGCGCGACCCUCCGCGCAGCAGGCGCCCAGCAGCGCUGCUGCUCCUUCCGCCAGCACUGCCGCCGCCGUCGCUCCCACAUCCCCGGCCGCAACAGCAGCCCCCGUGAAGGAAGCCGUGAGGGUAAAGCCUCGCGCUGCGCAACAGCCCCCGGGCACUCCCUCGCCGCUUGGGGGGAGCCCGCAGCAGUCACAGCGUGACGCUGGAGUUCGAACCCAGACAGCGGCGGCAGCGGCGCCUGCGGUAGCGGCUAGCGGCGCGAGGGAAAUGCUGCCAACCGCGCCACCGCAACAUGGCCACUUCCACAGCAAGCUGGAAACUAAGCACCAGCCGCCUCCCGCACUGCCCCUGACUGAGCCUGACGUCAUAGAUCCUGGCCCCUCGCGACCAGCACCCGUGGUAGAUUCCCGGACUGGGGCCGACGGCGCCUCAUCCGCUGAGGCACCUCCGCACGCUGCCGCUCAAGCUGCCGCUGCUGCGGUUGCAACCACGGUGCCGGUGCAGCCAUCGGCUCCAUCGCCUGCUCCUGCCCAGUUCAGGGCCACUGCGCCCCCUGCAGCCGCCAACCCCCCGCCCCCUGCGUCAACCUCAGCACCCGCCGGCCCGUCAUUCAGCAGCAACCCGCUGGAUGACCUGCUGUCGCUGCCCUCUCAGCCGCGCCAAAGCAAGUUUGCGCCGUCCGCGCCAGGAGACCGUCGUACCCGCCAGGCUGGCGGCGGAGUCGGCAACAAGGCCGCUGUAGCGGCGGCGGAGCCGCCACAGCCGCAGGCUCCUGGCUUGAGUGCCGGCUCGGGCCCGCUGGAUCCCGCGCACCUGCUACAGUCGCAGCUAGCCCCUUUAAGCCAACCUUCCCAACCAGUCCCAGCCGCUGUGCUAAGCCCGGGGUCACAGCCGGCAUUACCGGCCACGCAGCUAGAAGGCAGCCAAGCCGCGGGGGUAGGUAUGUCGGCAAUGGCCGGCGGCGCAGCGACCGUGGAGGGCGGUCCUUCCCAGUGGCAACAGCAGCAGGAGGAGCAGACAGGGACAUCAACAGCUGUGGAGGCCGGCACGAUAGGUUAUUCAUCUGGCGGGGCACCCUCAUCCCUACCAAGUGCACCAGCUUCUAUAUCUCAACCCGUGCCGCCGGCUGCUGCCCCUGCCUCGAAGCAGCCACAGCAACAAGCAGAAUCCGGACGGGCUGUCGGUUCCGGAGCGCAUGCGGCCAGGGCCAUGGAACGAUCCCAGCCAGCGCCCAGCGCUACGGAUGCAGCCGCCGAUACCACACGGGUAGCAGGCGGUUUAACAGCUCGGGAAGUAGCUGUGGAGGCGGGUGCGGCACCAUCCGCGCCAGGGACUGGCGUUCCGGAUGCAGCAGUUGCUAGAGCAGGGGCCGCCGCGCAGGCGGAGUCGAAUGAGGAUUUUGAGGUGCUGCUGGACGUCCCUGCUCCAGGGCUCCGGGCUGGAGAGCGCCCGGCGCCGGGGGCUGCACCUGUCGUGGCGCCGCAGCGGCGUGUAGAUAGCGCGAUUCGAACCCGGGGAGCAAGUCAACAGCGACAGCCCGCGACAACGGACCCGGCCCCUGCCGCCGCUGUGCCUGCUCCGCCACCCUCCGCCGCUGCGCCGGAGUUGACUUCUGGUCCCCCAUCCGCUACUGAUCCUGUGGCGGCGGCUGCGGGGUCGCGGGGUGGUAGGGCGGCAGGAAAACGUGUCUCUUUUGCGGUAACGGUCGCAGAGCCAUUCGUUGAUGCGGAGGCGGCCCAGCCGGCAUCGCAACAGCUGGCGUCUUCGUCAUCAGCAGCGGCAGAUAUCGGUCGCCGUGGUGGCGAUGGCAGUGCUAGCGGCGGUCCAGACACAUCCUUAGCAGCAAGUAGUGCCCUUGCUGCAGCCCCCGCUGCCACUCCCGCUGCUACGGCUGCUACUGCAGAGCCGGUUGCGCGUUUCCUGGCCGCCGGUUUCGGAGCUGCGGAUCUGGACUCCCUGCCAAAGCAGCAGCGCAGGGCGGCACCCGUGGUUGCAUCGAGGAGACGGGGCGCUGCUGCCGCCGGCUCUUCCGGCCCCGCCAAGGCAGCAGCGCCAGCAGCGCCAGCAGCAGCAGCGUCAGGGGGCCCAGGUCUUCCAGCGUCACAACCCCCAGCAGGAGCGCCAUCAGGCGGCGUAUCUACCGAAGCCAGGCAGAAUCAGCAGCCGCAACAGGAGCACCAGGUCCCGGACGGAUUACUGACUUCAGGCCCUAUCGCCGCUAGCGCCGUACUCGAUUAUGCACCAAGAGAUCCCCGGCCGGGUGCUUUCCGGUCGCUUGCGGCGGCAGCUGCUGCUAGCCGUCCCGCAGCCGGCGUUACGGACGCAGCCGCCGCUGGCGCAGAGCAGGUACCGGAUACACGGCCAUCGGUUGCGGCGGCGGCCCCGGGAAAUGCCGCAGGCGCGGGGGCCACCUCGGCUGUGGCAGAGGACCAGGCGGCGGCGGCAGCAGCAGCGGGGCCGGCGGCGGCACAAGCGGCGCCACCGGCUGCAACCACGGAGCCGCCGCCUGAGACAGGGUCACGGAAACCGCCGCGGCCAGCCGGAGGAGACACGGAAACACCUGCUUCCAAGAGACGGCGCAGUGCAUUGAAGACGAAGGGGCCGGCGACUGCAGCGGCGGAUGAGGCAGGGCCGCCAUUAGCCGCCGCGUGCGAGCAGCACGGCGCCGCCGCCACCGCCGCUGUCGCUGGCCCAACCACAACCGCCACCGCGGCGACGACGACGACGGCGACGGCGACGGGAACAAAACGAACGCGGCUGCGAAGGGGGGCCACAGCGGCGGGUGCUGACGAUGCCGACGGCGUUAACCCAGCCAAGACACUGGCGGACAUUAGGCCGGCAGAGGUGAGGGUGGAAACGGAGGUGAGGGUGGAAACGGAAGCAGAGCGCGACGCCCAGCAUGCAAAGGUGGGGGCAGUCCCGCCCCGGCGGCUCCGAACGAAAGCAUCGAACAAGCGGGACAGGAUGAGCGGCGGAGCUUCCGCCAAGGAGGCGGCAACGGUGGCGGAGGAGCCGCAGCUGCCGACUGCCGCGGAAGCCGUCGUCGCCGCCGGCAAGGCGGAGACCAGCGCCCGCCGAGUUCUCGAGCUGUUUCAGUCAGUGUCCACACCGACCGCAAAGAAAGGCGCCAUGGCGUGGAUGCGGCUACUGUCCACCCUGCGGGGCGAGAUUGCUGUCCAGGCAGCUGGCGAGGCGGCGCAGGGGGGUGGGGAGGACGUGGGCAUGGCGCUCAUUCUCCACCCCGACCAUGAAAACCUGGCGCAAGGCACUCGCAGCCGUCGACGCCGCCGCGCUGCAGCCGGCGGCACCGGCGACGGCGGCAGCCGCCGCCGCCGCCGCCGCGGCGGCGGCGGGGCCGACAGCGAGGGCCAGCAGGGCGGCGAGCUGACGGAAGCGGGCCCGCUUCGAAAGCGUCGGCGCCGGACGACGGCGAAGGCCGACGGCGACGCCGCCGCCGGUGCCAUGAGCGUGCCGCCGCCGCGGAGCCAGGGCGGUCAGAUGAAAUCCAAGUACGCGGCGGCGGCGGCGGCGGCGCGAGAGGCACGGAUGCGAAGGGAGCUCGAGGAGAAGGCCCUCAAGGAGGCCGGCUUGGCCAUCAUUCCCCUCCCCGAGGUGGACCCCAACGAGCCCCUGGAUGUGGAGAACUGGUCGCUGCGAAAGAUCAUUGCGAGGACGCAGGCCUGGGAGAAGGCCAAGAUCGCCAAGGAGCGCGCAGCGGCAAAGGCAGCCGCUUUGGCGGCAGCCGAAGCGGGUGCGGCGGGGGCGCGGAGCGCCGCCGCCGCCGCCGCCGCCGGCCCACGCGGCCGAGCUGGCGCCCGGCCGGCGGCCCCCCAGGUGCGCAUCGUGGACGGGCAGUUGGUCGUUGACGCCGAUACGUUGACGGUUGCGGCGCAGCAACAGGAUGACGUGGCACAGUACGCUCGUGUGGAGGAGGACACCCGGUUUGUUACGUCAUUCACGUACAUGAAACGCCUGGGACCGGCGCGCUGGAGCGAGGCCGACACCGCGCUCUUUUACAGCGCCCUGGCGGCCUUCGGCACCGACUUUUCGCUCAUCUGCAUGUUGUUCCCGGAGAUGCAGCGGGCGCACGUGAAACGGAAGUACAUUAAAGAGCUCCGCGUGAACCCCGCCAAGGUCCACGCGGCGGUAUCGAACAGGGGCAAGGUGGGUGGCGGCGGCGGCGGCGGCGGUCAAGCGCAACUUCUUGAGCUUGUGCGGUCGCGGAUAGCGGAGGUCAACGCUCAGCAGGCGGCGCAGCAGACAACGGCGGGCACAAUGCUGCCGGCACCUGGCCCAGAAGCAGCGGUGGCGGAGCCCGGGGCAGCAGCAGCGGCAGAUGGGAGCCCGGGGGCAGCCGCAGGUCCCAGUACGGCGGCAGGUACGGCAGCAGCGGAGGCGGAGGCGACGGAGGAGGUGGUUGCGCGGAUAGGCCACGAAGAGGGGGGCGGUUUGGGGGAAGAGGGUGGCGAGGGUGGGGAAGGUCACAACGACGACGAUGGUUACGGCGGCGGAGGCGGCGCUUACGGUGGCGGGUACGGCGCGUACGGUGGGUACGACGGCCACGAUCAGGGAGGGUACACAGGAUACGAGGACGAGUACGAUGCCUAUUACUGA
This is a messenger RNA of Volvox carteri f. nagariensis, 4695 nucleotides long. RefSeq lists its product as uncharacterized. Gene Ontology annotation, biological process: RNA polymerase III preinitiation complex assembly. NCBI's taxonomy places the organism in Eukaryota, Viridiplantae, Chlorophyta, Chlorophyceae, Chlamydomonadales, Volvocaceae. The transcript is spliced from 8 exons. The record is from RefSeq and is a predicted model, not a curated record. Gene Ontology annotation, cellular component: transcription factor TFIIIB complex. Gene Ontology annotation, molecular function: TFIIIC-class transcription factor complex binding. The coding region runs from base 1 to 4695 and encodes 1564 amino acids.